Ilex paraguariensis (yerba mate) is the source of this 392-nucleotide messenger RNA. Lineage: Eukaryota; Viridiplantae; Streptophyta; Magnoliopsida; Aquifoliales; Aquifoliaceae. The record is from the annotation of a GenBank genome assembly.
CUAGGAUGGUUGAUCAUGGAAAAGGAUCCCAGACGACUGCUCUGGCAGGGACUAUGGGCUACAUGGAUCCUGAAUGUAUCCUUACAGGUCAAUCUAGUAAGAAGUCAGAUAUAUACAGCUUUGGAAUUGUAUCAUUGGAAUUAGCAUGUGGAAGAAAACCCAUAGAUCACAAUGCAACAGAAGGUAAGCUCCUUGAAGCAGUUGACUCGAAACUAUCUACAAAUUUUGAUGAGCAGGAAAUAGAACAAUUGAUGACUGUGGGACUUUGGUGUGCUCACCCAGAUCCCAAUAUCCGGCCUUCAAUCAAGCGAGCGAUUCAUGUCCUGAAUUUUGAAGCUCCUUUGCCCGAUCUGUUGGGUUUCCCUCCUUUGUGGGACUCAUCAAUUUGCUAA